Messenger RNA from Trachymyrmex cornetzi, 5505 nucleotides. Its product is annotated as GRIP and coiled-coil domain-containing protein PFC0235w. Bases 1 to 5505 code for a protein of 1834 amino acids. The record is from RefSeq and is a predicted model, not a curated record. The transcript is spliced from 3 exons. Lineage: Eukaryota; Metazoa; Arthropoda; Insecta; Hymenoptera; Formicidae.
AUGUAUGAGAAAAUUACUUUGUGCCUUUUGACUGUAUUGGUAAUUGCUCGCUCGGAAGAAGUAUCUACUGCUAAAAAUGUAGAAACUGCAGAUUUAUUAAAUUCAAGAUUAUCGACAAUUCUACCUUAUCCAUCAUUAUUUAAUGACGAACAUCUUAUAAAAGAUAAUUCAAAAAGAUCACUUAUUUUAUUAAUGCCAGUUCGACAAACACAAAAUGAACAUAAAAAGUCAAAGGAAAUGGUUCAAAAAACAAAGCGUUGCGAUACACAUCGGAGAAAUAGAUUUUUGUUAUUAUCAACAAAAGAAAAUAAUAAUAGAACGAGAACCGCUAACAAAAAUAUCAAUGUGGGAACCUUCCAGCAAAAUUCAGAUGACCAUACUACAAAAAACACAAAAUAUUCUCAGAAAAACUCAGCAACAUCAAAAAGAAUGGUAGCUGUUACAAAUGAAGAUAAAACUCUUCCACGACCGUUUAACGACAAUCUAAAUGCGAAGGAUAUAACUAUAAAUUUGAAAUUUCCAGAAAAGACAAAGAAAUGUAAUACAGAAAAAUAUAUUUGCCGUUGCGAAGAGGACUGUUCUUCUAGCUCAUCAAAAGAAAGUUCUUCAAAAAUAUUAGAUUCCUCCAAAGACGAACCUGAAAGGAUAAAUCAUCAAAGGAGACUAAUAAAACAUGAAAACGCGAACGCAAAUAUCUUACAACAACAAUCGCCAAAAUUAUAUCAUGAAAAUCCUUAUGAAUUGCCCUUUUCUAAUUUAAUCAAUUAUUUCCCAAUACAAUCUUAUCCAAAAAAAAUGAACAUCCCGUCAGUACCAAUUCUAUAUGGAAUAACACCAAAUGUUUUAUCUCAUAUGGUUGGAAAUGAAGGAAAAUAUGUUGAUAUCGGAAUCCCUUUAAUUUCAUUUCAGGACAGGCAAAAUUAUUUAGUUGAAAAUAAUCGAAAUCAACCGGUUAUUCAUAACAGACCGUGCAUUUGCUCACCUGUAAUAACCAAUUCGGUUGAAAGUUCCAUGUCAGUUACUAAUUCACCUUCGACAGAUUAUGUUGAUGCGAUAACUAGUAGGGAAACAACAAAUGAUUUCGAGUCAAACAAUCCAAUUGGUGUCACUGAAGAAGAUCAAGAACAUUCUCCUAAAUUAACCACAGAAGUUUCAAAUGUAGAUGUAUCAGCCGAUUCAAAAACAGAAACUAAUUUAAACUUUGAUUAUUUGACUGAUGCAACGGAAGAAGAUGACACUAUAAGUCCUUCUAAUUUAAAUAGAGUUGUGCAGAAAUCAAACGAUUUUACCGAACAAAUAGAAAGAAAUCUAGAUGAUCUUCCUAAGUCAAGGGCAUAUUCGGCAGAUGAUGUUGAAACAAGCAGCGUACCAUUCGGUACCUAUGAUAUAACGAAUGAUGGAAAAUUUAUAAACAUGGAAGAAUGCAUAAAACUAUUUGGUCGCGAUGUGUGCGUACUCAGUGCAGUAUCACCAAAAAUAUUUGCUAAACAGGCGCAAGAAAAUAAUCCCAACAAGUAUUCUGCGAUUAGAAUUCCGGAAUAUGUCACACAAAUAUCCCCUAGAGAUGACAUCAAUCAUUCAAAUAAACUCAAAGCGACUGAUCCGUACUUUGCAUCGGAAUCAUCCACUAAUGAAAUCAAUAAGUCAAAUGUUAAUGUGAAUGAAUAUCUUGAAUCAACAAGUAUAAAAUCAAAUGCUGAUAUUGACGAAGCUUCUCUGCGUGAAUUUCAUCCAGAAUCUACGAAACAGAUUUCUAAGUCAGAUAUCGACUAUGAUAAAAAUACACCAUUUAAUACUAUAAAAAAUAUACAUACUUCAAUUAAGAAAUUGAUGGAUCCGACAAUUGAUGAAAUUACGACGACGGGAAAAAGAAAAUUAUUAGGAAAAAGUAAAAAUCAUAAAACUAAAUUAUUGUUAAAUCCAAAUGAUGAGGAAAUAGUAAAUCCAACAUCAAGUGAGAAAUUUCUUUAUUUUACUCCUUUAUAUAAAUCUAAUAACAGUGAUGAAGAAGCAAAUAAUUUGAAAAUUAAUCAACAGAAUCAGGUAACAAAUAUAAAAUCUAAUUUAAAUACUUCUCAAGAAGAGACAACAACAGUUAUUAGUUACGACUUUAAACCCGAUCCUAAAAAGCAAGAUAGAAACUACCUAAAAGAAUCAAAUGCGAAUAUUUAUUCUAAAAAGAAAAUCCCUCAAGAACAUUUUGAAGAAGAGACUACAACUAGCUCUAAUUCCAACACUAGAGAUAAUUUUGAAGAGGAAAUAAAAAAAGAAAUAAUAGGAAUAGAAACCAGCAUCAAACCAGAAGAGAUUCCUCAAGAACAAUCUACGACAAUGCAAUAUUUUAACGACAAAAAAUUAAGUAAUUCAAACAAUAAGGAAAGUACCACCAAUAAUAUCAAAACGAUCGAUUCAUCAACAAAUAAAUUACCAUUUUGUGAUAAUACUUUGCUUUUAAAUUCUAUCAGGAAGGUCAUUAAUGACUUUACGUCGAAUACUCGUUUAACCAAAACAAAAGAUUUUGAUGAAAAUAUUCUUCAAACGCAAGGUAAAAAUUUACUGCCAGAAAUUCUGCAAGUUCCGAAUCUAAAGGACAUCUUGUCGAUGCCGCAAAUAGAAAAUACAAUCGUAGACAAAGUAAAAGAUGUUUUAUCCUACGUUACAGCUAUUCCUAGAAAAGAUUUCACAAACGAUUGGUCACAUGGUGUAAUUAAAAACACUCUACACAGCAUAUUGGAUACACUUUCUGGUUUUCAUCACAAACUUCCACCGAUGAUGCUCGAAGAGCAUCAAUUUAAAGAUGGACAAUGGGAGACCAAUUUAGUGACCUUAGCACCAAUUUUGGACCAAAAGUUAUCGGUAGCAACACCGAAAAAUUUGCGUGAGAUUAUCAAAGAGCUUUUAAACUCUCCGGCAAUUGCAUCGCAAAUAGACCAGAAUAUUGUGCGGAAUAUAAUCGUACAAAGCGUGAAAAAUAAUUUAUCUAACGAUAAAGAUGAUAAAAUAGAUGAUUUGAUAAUUCAUGCACUAAAUGACAUUCUCCAGAUGUCAAAAAAUUCAGAAGAUAUUGAUACGUUAGAAGAAAGUAACGAAAUUAUUAGUGACGAGGUAGAUAUGGAUAUGACUAAUAUGCAAGAAAUACCAACAAGUAAUUACGAAAUAGAAAACAAUAUUGAUAAUUCAAUAUUAAAUAGCAAACAGAAUAUUGAUGUGAAAAAACAAGAUACAAAAAUAGACAAUAAAAAAAUACAUACCGCAGACAAUCAGAAAGCUAAGACAUUAGAAAAUAAUGCAAAUAUAUUGACUAUUUCUGAAUUUCCGCAAUUAUUACAUUUAUAUGAGAAAAAAGAAAAAGAAGAAUCAACAAAUGAAGAUAAAAUAAAAGAAGACAUUAGAAAUCAAAUUUUAAAGAAGGUAGAUGGACAAGAUGAUGCAGAAAAGAAAAUAGCUGAAUCACUGAAACCCAAAAUAAUUUAUCACAAAGCUAUUUUACAAAAUAAUCUUAGCGUAUUAGAACCAAAUUCAACAGAAACUGGACAAUACAUAAAAAAUCAUCCCAUCGAUAAAGAAAGUAAUAAAGAAACAAUAACGAUAACAAAUUCUUCACAAGAAACACCCAAUUACAUAUCGGAUAACAAAAUUUUAGAAAAUAUAGUAGGAGCUAAAGAUGCCGAAGAAGAAGUAAAUCAUACGAGUGAAAACACAUUGACUACUACAACUGAUAAGAUUGAUCCACUAAUAAUAUUAGAAAGAAUUAAGUUUAAUUUGCCACCAAUAAAAUAUUAUUCACCUGAGACUUUAAAAUAUGCAACAAAUCGUAUCGAUGAUAAAAAUGUUGAAAUUACAACAGCGCCCAUGAACUUUAUACAAAAACCUUCAUCCAAUUAUGCACAGGACGACAUGCCUUUACAAAAUACAGCAGAAACUAAAGACGAAAACGAAAUGGAAUGUCUAACUACUACAGAUGGUAAUCUAAUUUCGUCCACAAAUGGAGAAUAUAGACCUAUAAUUAUUUCUUUAACAGAUAAUAUUUUAGAAUCGCAACAGCAGAAUUUGACAGAAAAUAAUAUCAUUAAAAUCCAAGAAGUUACUACGGAGAUUCAAAGAACUUACGCAAAAACUACGUACUUCAAGGCAGGACUUUCUGGUGAUGAUGGUUCAAGAACUAAUUCGCCCUCAUUAACUGGUAAAACUACAAAUAUACAUAUAAAUAAUGAUAAUGAGAACAGUAAUGGCAAUAGCGAUAACGAUAAUAACAAUUUAAUUAACAAGAUGUAUAAUAAUGAAGAUAUCAUAAAAGCAAAAAAAGUUAUCGUUUCUUCGUCUAAAUCGUCUGCCUUAAACGAUAUCUACUCUGCUCAGUUAUUUCCUUCAUCAAUUGCUUCCGAUGAUAUCUCAGAACUUCAGAAAUCACAACUUUAUUACAUCAAUGAUGGCGUGAAACUACCGCUAGAAAUAAAGACAUUGGAAGAUGGUUCUUAUGCAUUAUUGAUCUCCAAAAAUGUGUGCGAGCAGAUUCUAACAAGAAAAUGUCCCUGCUGCGUGCCGCUGCAAGGACAUAUAAUUCGAUCAUUAAAAAAUCACCAACAAGAAGAUAUACAUGCGAUGACAACAAAUAUGGAAAAGAAAGAUCAAGAAAAUAUAUUAGGAAGUAAUAGUUUUCCAUUUCAACCAUUUAAUACAGUGACGAGAAGAAACGCCUUGAGAACACAAAAUUUAAAAAAAGAAGAAGAAGAAAAAGAAAGAAUUAACGAGCACCAUUUAUGGAAACCAAAUGAUGAUAAUUUCGCAAUGAUUUCAAUGCCUGUCAUCGAUUUCGCAAAAAAAUACAAUUUAUUGCUUGAUUUCAAUGAAGAAAGAGUAUUAUUAAAUAAAACCGAAUUGCAAAACAAAAUACUAAAUUAUAAUAAGUCAAUAGUAAACUCCGUAGAAGGAUUUAAACGUCAAUCAGACGAAAAGAAUGUUAAUAAUAAUAACAAUAUAAAAAAAAAUGGAUUAUUGGAUGAAAACGGAUUAUUGUAUGAAAAUAACGACGCAAUUGAUGAGUUUUCAGAUUUGAUAAAUUCUCGCAAGAAAAAGAAUACUCCGAAUAUGAAUUUCCCAGUAUCUCCAAGUACUAAAAAACUUUUUAAUUUGAGAAAGAAUUCUGAAGAAUUUGAAAUACAAAAGGCAGAUACAGAAAAGAAUCAGUCGAAAAUAGCUCAAGAAUUAAAGCUACCUGAAGUUGAAAAUACAAACAAUGUUCAAAAUAUGAAUACUGCACAGAAGAUAAAUUCUGAAAAUCAAGGGAACCCUGUUCUUAAAGAAAUUAAUAUUUCCGAAGAAUCAAAAAUGAGCAAAGAAGAAGAAAAAUCGGACAAAUUAUUGAAUACUACAGAAGAAAAUUUUAGAGAAAAUAUUGGAAAGCCGUAUAGAUAUCAACGAAAUGCGAAUUACGUUGAAAAUAAAAGAACCGAACUAGUAAAAUCGAUGCUUUAUUGGUUUAAAGGACUUUUCGUAAAUAAUUAA